AACCGGGGCCGGCUCCGGGACCGGGGCCGGGGGAGGGCAGCGCCCGCCCGCCCCAAACGGGGACAGCGCCGGGAGCCGCUGUGGGAUCGGGGCCGGCCGCACCGAGGCACCAUGCGGGCACCGCUGCUGCUGCUGCUGCUGCUGCUGCACGGUGUCAGCUCUGACGAUGAUGGUACCGUUGCAAAGUCAACCACGGCGAGCCCAGGAGAAGCUAAGCAGAUCACCACCACUAUAGCCACCAGCAACGUUCAAGGGAGCUCCCCCACGAGCAAGCCGGGCAGCCAACCUCCCAACCCUGGGACGUCGCCCCCCACAACUCCAGGGGCAGCCCCCACAAGCAAACCGGGAAGCCCAGCACCCUCCAUCCCUGCAACAUCACCCACCACUGCUCCAAAGACCACCCCUACAAGCACUCUGAGGAGCCCACCCACCACCCAGCCAUCAGCAACCACAACUCCAGCCAACAAGCCCACAGACAAGCCAGAUGACCCUCUGCCUUCCCCCACCACGUCACCUAGUGCUCCUCAGAAGGUCAGCCCUUCGGCCAGCUCCAGGACCAUCCCUACGACAGCCCCCAGCACCGCCCAGCAGAAGACCACCCCCGCAGCCACCUCGGGAGGCUUGGUAGCCAAGCCUGCUGCAAGCCCUGUUCCCACCCAGGCGAGCAGCCCCCCAACCACCUCGAGGGGCUCGGUGGUUGCUGUCACGACAUCUCCGUGCAGCGUAGAUCAGGGAAGCUGCCCCUCGGGCCAGUUGGCCAGCACUGUUGGGAGCACUGGAGUCCCAGCAGCCAGCCUUCCACCCGGCGUCAAGGACCUCAGUGCCUCUUAUCCCCAAUCCAUCACUGACCAGCCUCGCUCUUCUCCUGCUUCUCCAGUCCAGAGGCUGGUCUCUUCCCCUCAGCCAGGGAGCGCUGUCACCUCUGCUACCCCUUCUGCUGGGUCCAUGUCCCCUGCCCCUGGUAAAACACCUCCGUCUUUACCCACUGGCAGCACAGGCAAGGUCUCAAAUGCUGCCACCACACCGACUCCUCGAGCAGACCACACAAGCCAAGGAUCUGUGCCAGACAAACCCGGACUUACUGAGCGGAGCCCCACCAGUGCCCAGCCAUCAGCACCAGCCCAGGGGGACCAGACGAUAAGCAGCAGGCCUGGCCAACAGCACCCUAAUAUUUCCUUCAAAAAUGAGAUCAUUUGUGACAACCAGAUCCAAGACACGUGGCCCAUCAUAAAUCUGAAAGAAGCUAAAACCUGUGCCGACUGGAGGGCUGCCAGCAGCAACGAGUCCUUCUUCGAGAUCUUCUGCUCCAUAGGGCGGCAGGCGUUCGACAUCCGCAGGGACAAGUGCACUGUGACGCUGGCCUCCUCCGCGCCCCAGCGCUGGGCUGUGCACGCGGUGGUGCACCGCCUUUUAGACCCUGAAGCUGUCUUCGAGGAGCUGAAGGAGAAGAGGAAUGAGCUCGAGAAGCUGGGCAUCGUCAACGUCACCUACCUCAACCAGGAGAUGGAGGAGGAGGUGAAGGACCAGUUCAGCACGCCCCUCAUCAUCACCAUCAUCACCCUGGCCUGCUCCCUGCUGCUCGUCGCGGCCAUCUACGGCUGCUGCCACCAGCGUUUCUCCCAAAAGAAGAACCAGCAGCACAUCCACCCUGAUCUCCCCGGGUUUGAUGAUGGACGUGCCAUCCUGAUCUUUAAUCAGCGCCUGACGGAGGAGCUGCAGACGAUGGAGAACGGCUACCACGACAACCCCACGCUGGAGGUGAUGGAGACCUGCUCGGAAAUGCAGGAGAAGAAGGUGAACCUCAACGGCGAGCUGGGCGACAGCUGGAUCGUCCCUCUCGACACCAUCAUGAAGGAAGACCUGGAGGAAGAGGAGGACACGCAUUUAUAGGAUACGGAACUUGAUCCCGCAAGAAGCAACCCCCCAGAACCCCCAACUCCCCUAAAAAAAAAAAAAAAAAAAAAAAAAAAAAAAAAAAACCACCAUAACCCCCCCAUACACAUGCACAAUUCCGAAACAAGGCAAAAUUCCCAGAAAAAUCCCUCGUGAGCUCAUCACGGCCACCAGGUGGGGUGCAGGAUGGCAGAGGGAGGGCUGCAAGAAGACAGCUCCAUGGUCACCACAGCACUUGCAUUGGGAUGAGCGGCUCUGUCACCCAUGGGUGCUCUUCAGGACCAACCCCCCGGGACCCAAAAGGGUGAAGGGGAUGGCUUUGCUGCCCUGCUCUCCUCCAAGCAGGGAUGUCCGAGUUUUUUUUUUCCCAGCAGGGAUGCUGCGUCCCCUGCCGUCCCCCAUCUGACCAUAGCCUCCAGCUACCGAGGGACCCCAAAAUAAAAAGAAAUGUCAUGAGGAUGGGAACGGGAGCGCAGACCCCAACAGCAAACCUGGAAAUCAGAGCUCAAAAAUUCCUCCAGUCCAUGCCAUUUGGUCAUCACCCUGCCCUCCCCUACACGCUCCCUUGCAGAACACCCAGGUAUGGAGCAGGAGGAGCCGAACCAGCCCCUUCGCUCCCUUUUCAGCCAGUUUCCAUCCCCGCCGAGCUGCUGGAUGAAAACGCACCACGGCCACGCUUUGGGGCACAAGCAAAUGCCCGGGGAUGCCAAAUCCCACCCUGCCUUCAGCUGCCCCACAAAGGGCUGCUCCAGGGCUGGGACAAUUUCUUGUUUCAGACCACGGGAAGGAUGCAGCAGAUUUUGCAUUAACGUUAAAGAAAGGGACAGGAAAAGGAGUCACUCCUUGAUUUCAUCCUUCCGAGGAAGCGUUUGAGACCUGGAGCGAUGCCUGAUCGCCAGCCCAGGCACACAGCUGUGGAUUUUUUUUUUGCUGUAAAGGAGCCCAGCCCAGCUCUGCGGCUGCAUUUACCUAUGGAAGCAUCUGAUCACCUGCCAGGAACACCGCAGCAGCACUGGGCACACCUCCAUCCUCUGCCAGGGCCGGUGGCAACGUGCACGGCAAUUUUUGGGCUCACGGUGUCCUGCGUGAGCUGCAGAAGAGAUAAAAGCAGCAGAAGCGUGAGCCAGGUGGCUCGGUGGCAGCUUUCCAUCCACUCAGCCCUUGGCGUUUCCUCCCCACGAGGCUGAUAAGCUCAAUCCACAUCCUCAAGCUUCCUUUUCUUCUUGAGAAGCGGCUGAAGGAGCAGAGAUGUGCAGAGCAGCCUCCAGCUCAGCUCACUGAACCUCGUCCCGCAGCCCUUGGUCUCCUAUAAGGGCUCCCUUUGCAGUAAAUCUUUAGAGGGGGGCAAAAAUCAGAGCAGAAGAUGGUUGGACUAAGGUCGUUGCUGGUUUUCCCCUUCCCAUCCCAGCUCCUUGCUGGUUCUGGAGGGAUGGGGAGGUUGCAGAGCAGCCCGGCUUUGGUGCAAGCAGAUGCCCCAGGGGCAGGGCUGCGUACUCCAGCAGGUGGCAACGAGGGCAGAGGACCUGAAAUCACUCAGGUGAGGGCAUCUCCAGCAUCCUCACAUCAAGGUGAACCUCACGGGAUGGCUGAGGUGGGAAAGGAGCUCUGCAGGUCCUCGGGUCUGAGCCCUGCUCCAGCAGGGCCACGUCCAGGUGGCUUUUGGAGACCUCCGAGACCUCCAAGGAGACCUCCAAGGAAGGAGAAAUGAGAAAUCCUCCAUCGAGGGGUGAUGCAGCAAAUCCCUGGUGGUCCCAGGGAGGCAGAGGAGCUCGGGACGGAGCACAGCACCCAAGCAGGGUCAUCCUGCCCCGCUCCCAUCACGGCCGGGUGGUUUCCUUCGGGUCAGCACCACGGGGACCCCUUCCCAUGGCCGUCCCCAAAGCCGGGCAAAGCAGAAGAGGUGAUGAGAAAUGGAAACGGUGCCCAAACCCCGCUCGGGGGUGCUGACAGAUGAAAGGGAGGGGGCAGCUUGCCCCGCAGCUGGUGGAAGAUGCCUCGUGUCCCCCGAGCCAGCUCUUCUCCCUUCAUUCCUGCACUGACGGACAGUUUGAAGCGUUCGAGCCUAUCUAUUUUUGUAUGUAAAUACUCCUGCUGUUCAUUAGCGAUGUAUUCAGCGCACUUCACUUAUCUGUGCACUGCACUACGGGGAAGUGAUUCUGGAGGGGGGAAAAAUCAAAAAAAAAAAAAAAGAAGAGGAAAAAAAAAAUAAGUAAAAAGCUAAAGGCCAAUCUGGGAGGGGACCAAAAACUCGCCACGAAGCAGGAAAACGCCUCCCUGCUGGAGCUGGACAGCCCAGGGCCAGUGCCUCCACAUGGGUGGCAGCGAGCCCGGCUCCUUAACAUCCCAACAAGCCUUAACGAACCCUUAACGAAGCUCGCAGCCACUUCGGGAGGCACAUUUCUUCCCGAAUCGAGUGCCCGAAUUCAGCAACCUUGCGGCUCGGUCCUCGGUGGCCAGCAGAAGCCCAGGAUCCCCUUCCCAGGGCAGAGAUGCCAAAGUGCUUUAAGGAGUCAGGUCCAAAGACUUUCCGAGAGAACCCUACAAUGGCUUGAGAUCAAGCAACCUUAAAAUCUUUCAGAGCAGAGACCGGUGGAGAUAUCGACUGCUCAGCAAGUGCUUAUAGUGAUUUAUAUUUGAAUAGGAAUUGUACAUUUAUUUAUUUUUCCAGACACCAUAUUUUUAAACCACUAAUAUUUUAUAGUACAUCUUCCUUCCCCUAUUUAAAGAACUAUUUCCUUGGAAAAAGAAAAAAAAAAAACAAAAAAAACCAGUAAGUUUUUAUGUUGGUAACAUUCUUUUUGCAAAAAUAAAAUAAAUCAGGUAGGAAAUGCAGCGACGAGCAUCUUUGGCCUUAAUACUUCCCUUCGUAGACCGUAGCCAUAAAUGUUAGACCAAAAA
Cygnus olor (mute swan) is the source of this 4791-nucleotide messenger RNA. It is a transcript of the gene PODXL, whose product is annotated as podocalyxin like. The record is from RefSeq and is a predicted model, not a curated record. NCBI's taxonomy places the organism in Eukaryota, Metazoa, Chordata, Aves, Anseriformes, Anatidae. The transcript is spliced from 9 exons. Gene Ontology annotation, biological process: regulation of microvillus assembly; cell migration; positive regulation of cell-cell adhesion mediated by integrin. Bases 112 to 1890 code for a protein of 592 amino acids. Gene Ontology annotation, cellular component: apical plasma membrane; microvillus membrane.